Molecule: messenger RNA, 1970 nt
Organism: Stereum hirsutum FP-91666 SS1
Lineage: Eukaryota; Fungi; Basidiomycota; Agaricomycetes; Russulales; Stereaceae
Exons: 6
Coding region: 13-1707 (564 amino acids)
Source: RefSeq, a predicted model, not a curated record
CUCACCGCUGCCAUGGCCAGCAACGACAACGCCAGCUUUUCUCCACCGUUGGAUCGUGUGCCCGGCGACGUUCUCAUCGAAAUCGCAACUUAUCUGCCCUGCCCCGCAGAGAUCCUUCAUCUUUGUCUUGUCUCUCCGCAAGUCUUACAAUAUGUCAUUCCAGUUCUUUACAGCCAUGUCACCCUGCGCGGCGUCGAACAAUGCUGCACCACUCUCGAGAUGCUCUUCAACAAUCCCGAGCGCGCACGACACGUUCGCACCCUCUCCGUCUCUCCCGAUCCGGUACCACUCGUGCCGCGAAGUAGUCGUUAUUCGCUCGAGGACGGGUAUAAAGUUAGUGCGGCGGUGAGGAGGGCUGCUGUCAAUCUGGAGGUGCUACAGAGGUUCCAGUGGGAUGGGGAGGAGUUGGCACCUAACGAUGAUAUGUGGUUCGCGUUGAGGCUGUACUGCACUCGAUUAAGAUACGUCGAAACGAGUUUGGGGUGUGUGCAGCCUUCUCCGAAGAGUCAUCUAUACGACUUCAGCAACCUCACUGGCUUUGCGCUGACAUUCAAGUCCGGCUUCUAUGCUCAACACUGGGCGCUCUCACGAGAGGACCCAGUACCAGGCUACAAACGCCUCUGGGAGAUGCUCAUCAACCGUUGUCCAAACCUCCAAGAACUCUCCUUCGACGGUGUUUCAGCCGCCAACCCCGUCGACGCCCAUCGCCUCACCCGAGGUCGCUGGCCCCACCUCCGGAAACUUCUCCUCGGCGACAUCGUCCUCGACUGGCACUCCGCCAUCAACCCGAACGUCAAACGCCCAUUCAUCACCUUCCUCGAGGAACACAAACAACUUCAAGAAAUUCACCUGCUUGGGUACCAACCCAGCGUUUCGGCACCAGAUAUCAUCCGUGCGGUACAUCGAGAAGCCUUGCCUCGCGUGACGAACUUCAGUGGGACGUUGGAGCAGGUACAGGCGCUGCCGUAUAAAGGGGCGCUCAAGGCGCUGAAGCUGAUCGAGCCAAUAUCACUGCGGGAGAGCACGCCGUUGACGGUGUCGGGUGUGUUGCAGGAGUUGGGCUCGUUGAAGGAAUUGACGAUCUCGUUUGCUUUGGAGCAUGGGUAUGAUAAUGGGGGGAUGUUGCGCAUGUUGGUCGCUGUCUGUCCGAACUUGAAACACCUGGACCUGACAUGCGCGUGCAAGCCUUCUUUCACACUGGAUGCAUUCACACGGACCAUCCGCCCGCUCUGCAAGCUUACCUCUCUUAACCUCCGAAUCAUCAAAUCUCCCAAAGAAGAAUCCUUCUCCACCUGCGGCACCCGUCUCGCACGCUCAAACCCCCGUCUUCGCACCUUCUCCCUCAACUUCAUCGCGCCCACCCCAUUCCCGCCCCGUCGCGAAGCCCCCAUCACGAACAUCCAAAGCGCGUCCUACGAGCUCGUCUCGGACCAUCACGGUUUACCCUCCGCAUUACUCGUGUGCGAGAGGUCGCGGAAACCUUGGUAUCGGUCUGGUGGGGGUAUUGGUGGACUCGGAGGAGGACGGGGGCGGGACGACGUGAAGCGGUAUAGCGUCGAGAUGAAACCGAAUGGUGAUCCGGAGAAGAGGAAGAGUGGAUGGGGAGGGUUGAUCAGGGAGCAGACGAAGGCGGGGGAGGAGAUCAGGUGUAUUUUGUAUUGUGUGACGUUGGCGGUGGUGGCUGUGGGGAGUUUUACGAUGCUUUGAUUUUCUUUUUCUCUUCCUUUUCCCUUAUCAUUCUUUUCCUAUCUAUUUCUUUCCUGUAGGUAUAGUAGAGACGUGCAUUAUCUAUCUCCUUUUGUACAGUAUUCCAUAGAGUCCCCCACCCGCCCCUCGAUCCCGUCAUGGCAGCCUUUUCUCUGGAUUUUCUUCUUCGUCGUCCUCGUCCUCGUUGUUUAUAGCUAUCCUCCUGUGGAUAUUGCUGUUGUAGAAUCACUUGAUACCUCGUAAGUAUUAUUCGUCACGCUCUC